GUAUCCAGCUCACAUAGAAGACAUUGACUACGAAGAAGGAAAAGUACUCAUCCAUUUCAAGCGUUGGAACCAUCGUUAUGAUGAAUGGUUCUGUUGGGACAGUCCUUAUUUACGCCCUUUAGAGAAAAUACAGCUGAGGAAAGAGGGCUUGCAUGAAGAGGAUGGAUCUUCUGAAUUUCAAAUAAACGAGCAAGUGCUUGCUUGCUGGACUGAUUGUCGCUUUUAUCCAGCCAAAGUCACUGCUGUUAACAAGGAUGGUACUUACACUGUGAAAUUUUAUGAUGGAGUAGUUCAGACUGUCAAACAUAUUCAUGUCAAAGCUUUUUCCAAAGAUCAGAAUAUUGUGGGUAAUGCUAGGCCUAAGGAAACAGAUCCCAAAAGUCUUCCAUCAUCUCCUGAUAAACGAGAGAAGUUUAAAGAGCAGAGAAAAGCUACAGUCAAUGUGAAGAAAGACAAAGAGGACAAAGCCUUAAAGACAGAAAAGCGGCCCAAGCAGCCUGACAAAGAAGGAAAGUUAAUCUGUUCUGAAAAAGGGAAAGUGUCAGAGAAAAGUCUUCCCAAGAACGAGAAGGAAGAUAAGGAGAACAUUUCAGAAAACGACAGGGAGUACUCUGGAGAUGCCCAAGUGGAUAAGAAGCCUGAAAAUGACAUUGUGAAGAGUCCACAAGAGAACUUGAGGGAGCCAAAAAGAAAACGAGGCAGACCCCCUUCCAUAGCUCCUGCUGCUGUGGAUUCAAACUCUCAAACUUUGCAACCAAUAACAUUGGAAUUGAGAAGACGAAAAAUAUCAAAAGGAAGUGACAUCCCAUUAAAACGUCCUAGGCUUGACAAAAAUUCAUCUCAGGAAAAGUCAAAAACCUGCUCUGAAAACACUGACAAAGACUUAUCCAGGAGACGGUCCUCCAGGCUGUCCACUAAUGGGACCCACGAGAUUCUAGAUCCUGACUUGGUUGUACCAGAUUUGGUUGAUACAGAUCCUUUGCAAGACACAUCAUCUAGUACCAAGGAAUCCAAAGAAGGUCAGUUGAAAUCUUUGGAAGCUGGCCAGGUCUCAUCUACGCUAACUUGCCCCUCCUUUGGGGAUGGAUUGGGGGCUGCAGGCUUGGAGUUGAACUGCAAGUCCAUGGGAGAAAACACUAUGAAAACAGAACCAGAAUCUCCCCUUGCUGACCUACAAGAGGUUUCUACUGUGGAAGUACCAAAUACUUAUAAGAAAACAGAUGAUUUUGUGACAUCUAACGUCCCAGCUGUCGACCUAGACCACAAGUUCAGAUGCAAGGUUGUGGACUGUUUAAAAUUUUUCCGCAAAGCUAAGCUGUUGCACUAUCACAUGAAGUAUUUCCAUGGCAUGGAGAAGUCUCUUGAGCCAGAGGAGAGCCCAGGCAAGAGGCAUGUGCAAACGAGGGGCUCUUCAGCAUCGGACAAGGGCAGCCAGGAGAGCCUGACCAGGAAACGGGUCUCUGCCAGCUCCCCAACUGCAAAAGACAAGGAAAAGAAUAAAGAAAAGAAAUUUAAAGAGUUUGUGAGAGUGAAGCCAAAGAAGAAAAAGAAAAAGAAAAAGAAAACUAAACCUGAAUGCCCCUGCAGUGAAGAGAUAAGUGAUACCUCCCAGGAACCUUCUCCACCCAAGGCAUUUGCUGUCACUAGGUGUGGGUCCUCACACAAGCCUGGCAUCCAUAUGAGCCCACAGCUCCAUGGCUCGGAAUCUGGAAACCACAAAGGGAAACUGAAAGCAUCCGAGGAGGAUAAUUUGAGUGAGUCCUCUUCUGAGAGCUUUCUCUGGAGUGAUGAUGAGUAUGGCCAGGAUGUUGAUGUGACCACCAACCCAGAUGAAGAGCUCGAUGGGGAUGACCGCUAUGAUUUCGAGGUGGUACGUUGUAUCUGUGAAGUCCAGGAGGAAAAUGACUUCAUGAUUCAGUGUGAAGAGUGCCAGUGCUGGCAGCAUGGGGUCUGCAUGGGAUUACUGGAAGAAAAUGUGCCCGAGAAAUACACCUGUUAUGUUUGCCAAGACCCUCCAGGUCAGAGGCCCGGCUUCAAGUACUGGUAUGACAAGGAGUGGUUGAGCAGGGGACAUAUGCAUGGCCUAGCAUUUCUAGAAGAGAACUACUCCCAUCAGAAUGCUAAGAAGAUUGUGGCCACGCACCAGCUUCUUGGCGAUGUGCAGAGAGUGAUUGAGGUUCUACACGGCCUGCAGCUCAAGAUGAGCAUCUUGCAAAGCAGGGAACACCCCGAUCUACAGCUGUGGUGCCAGCCUUGGAAACAGCACUCAGGGGAAGGGAGAACUCAUUCCAGACACAUCCAUGUCAUGGACGCCAGGAGCAAGGAGGAAGCCCCAAGCUAUAGAACUUUGAAUGGGGCUGUGGAAAAGCCCCUGCCCUUGCCCCAGUCUGUGGAGGAGUCCUAUAUCACCAGCGAGCACUGCUACCAGAAACCCCGAGCCUAUUACCCUGCUAUGGAACAGAAGCUGGUGGUGGAGACACGGGGCUCUGCUCUGGAUGAUGCAGUCAAUCCCCUCCGUGAGAAUGGUGAUGAUUCCCUCUCCCCUCGCCUGGGCUGGCCUCUAGACCAAGACAGGAGCAGAGGGGAUGGUGAACCCAAACCCAGUUCCCCAAAGGUGAGGGACUAUAUCUCCAAAAAGGUCCUGCCGGAGGAAUCCCCUACUCGGAGACUGCUUGACAGAGGCGGAGAGGGGCUGCUGAGUUCCCAGCACCAGUGGCAGUUUAACCUGCUGACACAUGUGGAGUCCCUUCAGGAUGAAGUCACACACCGGAUGGACUCCAUUGAGAAGGAGCUGGAUGUGUUGGAGAGCUGGCUGGACUACACUGGGGAACUGGAGCCCCCGGAGCCACUGGCCAGGUUGCCACAGCUCAAGCAUUGCAUCAAGCAGCUGCUGACGGACCUGGGCAAGGUGCAGCAGAUUGCCCUCUGCUGCUCAACAUGAAAUUGGGCACCUAAGACUAACGGGGGCACAAUCCUGGGGCACCUGCAGGAGGAGCUUUGCAUAUUUAAAUAAAUAAACCUAGCAUGCCGAAUGCACGUGAUACCGACUUCAGGGAUCUGGCCAGGAGUGUGGUGGAUAUUGAACAAAGAGGCCAUUUUGGCUGCUGAGAACAGGGCACACUGAUCUCUGGAAGCUGACCAAGAAGGCAACAAAUGGAGUCUCGGGAUUCCCUUCUUCUGUGCACAUCAUUGAAUGAAGAGGAUCUUUGCACAAACUUCACUUGAAAUCGUGCCACUGAUGGUAAAUGGAAUGAGAGCCAAAAAAGUUUAGUUGGAAACAGUUGUAAAUUCAAUUUCCAUUUUAUUUAAUUAACUUUCCAGUCAAGUUGGAGCACAUGCCAACCCUUCUGGUUUCUGCCUGGCCUGGUGUUUAGGCAGCAGGCAUCAUUUUCAUUUUCCAGCUUCAGAGGAAUGUUGGGACAGCUCCACAGAGCUGUGGACAUGGGGAAGGAGCAGAGGCCUCAACUGCCCUGCCUUCUUCUUAGGACUCAUCACUUUUCACAGCAUAUCUCUUGCAUGAAUUCAUGGUACCGUGGACAAGUUUUGUAUGCUUUUCACCUCAGAAUUGGCUGGGUGUAGCUUUUGUUGCAGAGCCCAUUCAGCUGGUGGAGGAGCUAGAAUCUUGCUGUAAUAAGAAUCUAGAAGGAAUUCCAAACUGAAGCAGGCAGGGUCUGGAACCCAAAGGACAGCAUUUUCUACCAAUUCUUAAUAUUGACAGCUUCCCAGUUCUAUUUAAAGCCCUCAAAAAAUGUUUUCCAAAAUUUCAAACUCUUUCACUAUAAAAAUGUUACAAAGAAUGUGGUUUAGGGAAUUAUUUUAUAUUGUUUUCAACAAACUUCAGUGCCGCUUUCCUCCUUCCCUGAAGGUUACGUUUAGUAGUUGACAUUUUCAGAAUUGCUAAUAUACUUUUAACAAUUUAAACUUCCUGUUUGUAUUACUUUGUGAGAUCAAGGUGAUUAUGCUGCUUAAGGUCCAGGUACAACCUAUUUGUACCUUCUGAGACAAUAUUUGUGUUACUUUUUAGGUUACAGUUCCACGUGUAAUUGCUAUAUUGUUUUUUUUUUUUUAAACUAGACAAAGUUAAAGAAAAUGUUCCAUGCUUUGAAGGGUGGCCCAUUUUACUAGUUUCAUUAUCACUAAAGGCAAAAACGUCAAAGCACAGUUAUCCAUUAACACAAGUUAAUUAUGGGUUUAUGAAUCUGUAAUGUUAUAUGCUGCAAAUAUUUACUAUGUAAAAGUGAAGUAGCCAGUAUCUCAAUAGCAAUGACGGUAUCUUCAGUGACCUUAGGGAUGGUUAGGCUUAAGGCACAGGUCAUUGUGGUCAUGA
Castor canadensis (American beaver) is the source of this 4327-nucleotide messenger RNA. The record is from RefSeq and is a predicted model, not a curated record. NCBI's taxonomy places the organism in Eukaryota, Metazoa, Chordata, Mammalia, Rodentia, Castoridae.